CUGAAUCACAUUAUUUAACUAUUGUCCUCGUCAGUUAAAAGUAUAAUUAUUGUAGACCUAUUUUUGUUGUAUUUAUUGUGCAACUCAACAUUGAACCAAUAAGAUUUUGAAUAAACUAUUACUACACAAGAGUACUAUGGCAGAUACUAUAGGAAAGGUAAUUAAAUGCAAGGCGGCUAUUGCUUGGGAGGCAAAAAAACCUUUGGUUCUUGAAGAUAUUGAAGUAGAACCUCCCAAAGAAAAUGAAGUUAGGGUGAAAAUUCUUGCUACAGCUAUUUGUCAUACAGAUGCAUACACCUUAGGUGGUAAUGAUCCUGAGGGAAAUUUUCCAUGUAUUUUAGGACAUGAAGGAGCCGGCAUUGUGGAAAGUGUUGGACCAAAUGUUGAAGAAUUUCAACCAGGGGACCAUGUUAUUCCAUUGUACAUUCCACAAUGUGGAGACUGUAAAUUUUGUUUGUCUCCUAAAACAAAUGUAUGCAGUAAAAUUAGAGUUACCCAAGGUCAAGGAAAAAUGCCCGAUGGUACAUCUCGUUUCACUUGCAAAGGUCAAUCAUUAUACCAUUUCAUGGGAUGUUCUACUUUCAGUGAAUAUACAGUAGUAGCAGAUAUUUCAUUGUGUAAGGUUGAUCCUGCUGCUGCUUUUGACAAAAUUUGUCUUUUAGGAUGUGGUGUAUCAACUGGAUUUGGUGCUGCUCUAAAUACUGCUAAAGUAGAAACUGAUUCAACAUGUGCUGUGUUUGGCUUAGGAGCUGUAGGGUUAGCUGUGAUUAUGGGUUGUAAAGCAGCUGGUGCUAAGAAAAUCAUUGGUGUAGAUAUAAAUGAAAGUAAAUUUGAACUAGCUAAAUUAUUCGGUGCUACAGAUUUUGUAAAUCCAUCAAAUUUUGAUAAACCGAUCCAAGAUAUUCUCAUUGAGAUGACCAAUGGUGGACUGGAUUAUACAUUUGAAUGUAUUGGGAAUGUUAAAACAAUGAGAGCUGCUUUAGAAGCUUGUCAUAAAGGAUGGGGGACAUCUGUAAUUAUUGGAGUGGCUAGUGCAGGGCAAGAAAUUUCUACGCGGCCUUUCCAGCUCAUUACUGGACGUACAUGGAAAGGAACUGCAUUUGGAGGAUGGAAAAGUAAAGAAAGUAUCCCUGAAUUAGUUUUGAAAUACUUGGAUAAAAAUCUUAUGUUAGAUGAAUUUAUUAGCCAUAAACUCCCAUUUACAUCUAUUAAUGAAGGAUUUGAAUUAUUGCAUGUAGGAAAAAGCAUUCGUACAGUUCUUGAAUUUUAAAUUGGAAUUUAACUACAAAGAAAGAUAGUAGUCACAGUUUCACAGAAAUAAUAUUUUAAGUAAAAAUUGUGUAUUCUAAAUAAUUGAUGACACACUGCAG
This is a messenger RNA of Sipha flava (yellow sugarcane aphid), 1370 nucleotides long. It is a transcript of the gene Fdh, whose product is annotated as alcohol dehydrogenase class-3. The transcript is spliced from 8 exons. Gene Ontology annotation, cellular component: cytosol. NCBI's taxonomy places the organism in Eukaryota, Metazoa, Arthropoda, Insecta, Hemiptera, Aphididae. Gene Ontology annotation, biological process: formaldehyde catabolic process. Gene Ontology annotation, molecular function: S-(hydroxymethyl)glutathione dehydrogenase [NAD(P)+] activity; zinc ion binding. The record is from RefSeq and is a predicted model, not a curated record. The coding region runs from base 137 to 1270 and encodes 377 amino acids.